This is a messenger RNA of Oryza sativa Japonica Group (Japanese rice), 779 nucleotides long. RefSeq names its product splicing factor 3B subunit 6-like protein. Gene Ontology annotation, cellular component: catalytic step 2 spliceosome; precatalytic spliceosome; U2 snRNP. The record is from RefSeq and is a predicted model, not a curated record. Gene Ontology annotation, biological process: mRNA splicing, via spliceosome. Gene Ontology annotation, molecular function: RNA binding. Lineage: Eukaryota; Viridiplantae; Streptophyta; Magnoliopsida; Poales; Poaceae.
AGAGAGAGAGAGAGAGAGAGACGCGGCGAGGAGAAAGAAAAAAAAAAUCCCCAAAUCGAAAGCCGCGAGAGACAGAAACCCUAGCGGAGAGGAGGGCGGCGAUGGCGGCGGUGAGCUUGAGGAAGAGCAACGCGAGGCUGCCGCCGGAGGUGAACAGGGUGCUGUACGUGCGGAACCUGCCGUUCAACAUCUCGAGCGAGGAGAUGUACGACAUCUUCGGCAAGUACGGCGCGAUCCGGCAGAUCCGGCUGGGGAACGCCAAGGACACCAGGGGCACGGCCUUCGUCGUCUACGAGGACAUCUACGACGCCAAGAACGCCGUCGACCACCUCUCCGGCUUCAACGUCGCCAACCGCUACCUCAUCGUGCUCUACUACCAGCCGGCCAAGAUGUCCAAGAAGUCGGACGUCAAGAAGAAGGAGGAGGAGAUCACCAGGCUGCAGGAGAAGUAUGGCCUCGGCUCCAAGACGCCUUCAUCCGCCCCCGACGCGUAGGAUUCUCAUCAGAAAUCAGUUCUUCAGCUAGUACAUGUAUUUAAGAAUCGGGAAUUGCUUAUUCAAUCUUGCAGUUUGUGCUCGUGUGUUGUCUGUGCAAUAGUUUCCUAUCAAUGAAAAUCACACAGCGGUAUGUACUUUGACUGAAAGAACAAUAUGCAAUGUGUACUUUGACUGGGAGAUCUGAUUGGUAGCAUCUAGUUGAAUUGUCCUGUGUUUUUAGGCCCCUUGAGUUGAUAUGCAAUUAUGUGCUCAGAAUUAAGUUGUGGCUUUGCACCUCUAAUA